Molecule: messenger RNA, 481 nt
Organism: Colletotrichum godetiae
Lineage: Eukaryota; Fungi; Ascomycota; Sordariomycetes; Glomerellales; Glomerellaceae
Exons: 1
Coding region: 114-398 (94 amino acids)
Source: RefSeq, a predicted model, not a curated record
GCAGCCUGUGACAUUCGAGCAUCACAAACUGUGGUAUCUGCCGUUCAGGCGCGGCCAUAAAACCGACUCAGUUCUCGAGCCCUAAUACAAUUCAUUAUCCAACCUCUCGCCCCAUGAUUGCAGCUGAGAAGAGUCCGACUCAGCGAUGCCUCCUAUGGCGCCCGGGCAUGCAUUUUGUCUCCUCCAGCGACGUAACUGCACUGGUAGUCCACCACUUCACACAGGUCCCAGUUCCCGUCUUCGCAACGAAUCUUCCGAAAAAAGUGCGUAACCUCCAGGCCGCAAUCCAUCUUAUUUCUUUCCUCCCUUGCCUCCCUUCUUCGGCUCCUUCUUCUUCUUCUGCUCGGGCUUCAAUGUCGCAAAGUGUAUGUACCAAAGAAGCACUCCCUGGAGGAUGACGGCGACGAGGACGAUCAGAAGGAUAGUAAAGAGAAUGGGCUGGUCGUUCAGAACUGCGACGGCCUCGGGGGUCGCGCCAAUG